Aspergillus thermomutatus is the source of this 1206-nucleotide messenger RNA. Its product is annotated as cytochrome P450. NCBI's taxonomy places the organism in Eukaryota, Fungi, Ascomycota, Eurotiomycetes, Eurotiales, Aspergillaceae. The coding region runs from base 1 to 1206 and encodes 401 amino acids. The record is from RefSeq and is a predicted model, not a curated record. The transcript has a single exon. Gene Ontology annotation, molecular function: oxidoreductase activity, acting on paired donors, with incorporation or reduction of molecular oxygen; heme binding; iron ion binding.
AUGGCCGCCAGCCAAAUUCCCAUCGCGUAUGCCGUGAUUUUGGGCAAUUCAACCGCCUGGCUCAAAGCGCUGCAUGACAGAUACGGAUCCGUCGUCCGGGUUGGUCCAAACGAGCUCAGCUAUGCGGACGCGCAGUCGUGGAGAGAUAUCUACGGAUCCCAUCCCACGCGACGCGCUGGCAUGCCGAGGGAUCUAGCUGGUUUUGCAUCCAUGGAAGAAGGAACCGGUGUAUCCUCGUUGGUCACCGCCAGCGAGGCGGACCACAUGCGUAUGCGCAGUGCGUAUACUCAUUUCUUCUCCAACCAGGCGUUGGCCUCCCAAGAGCCCCUAAUCACAAGCUAUGUGGACAAGUUCAUCGCUAGGCUCUACGGAGCAGCAGGCCAGCAAGUCAACAUGGUGGACAUGUUCUCAUUUCUUUUCUUUGAUAUUAUUGCCGAUUUUCACUUUGGGGAAUCCCUUCGCCUCCUCGAGGAGCCAACACAUGUUCCCUGGGUGAAGAGUCAGUUCGGCUAUAUCCGGUCGUCGCAGAUGCUGGCGACACUCAUGGACUUUCCUUGGGUCAUGAUGUUCUCCAGGCUCAUUCCGUCUGGGUAUAUCAAAAAGCAGAGAGAUGCGUACUUCCGGUUCACCAACGAGCGACUCGAACAACGCCUGGCGGUGGAAUCAGAUCGACCAGACAUCGUCCAUCUUGCUUUCCAUGCACCUGAAAAGAGGACGUUGACCAAGGGAGAGCUCCGCGCCAAUACCCCACUUUUUAUGUUCGCCGGAAGUGACACUACCACUACAUUGUUGAGCGGUCUUCUAGUACUCCUCGGGCAGCAUUCUGCGGUGAUGAAGCGAUUAACCCAAGAGAUCCGCAGCGCCUUCCGGACCAGCUCUGACAUUAACAUGAAGAAGUUGCGGGAAUUGGAAUACCUUGACGCCUGUAUCAAGGAGGCUCACCGCAUCUAUCCAGCGGUGCCCAUUCCCAUGCCGCGCGUCGUCCCGAGGCCUGGAGCCGAGAUCUCGGGCCGCUGGGUGCCGGCAGGAACUCGAGUGUAUUCUUCCCCCUUCAGCACACAACGAUCCACCGCCAACUUCUACGAUCCGCAUGCUUUCCGUCCCGAGCGCUGGCUCAUGGACGCGGAUGUUUGCUUUUCCAGCGAUAACAAAGCUGCUUUUCAACCUUUCUCUCUAGGGCCUCGGAGCUGUUUAGGUCAGGAGUGA